Molecule: messenger RNA, 1626 nt
Organism: Penicillium soppii
Lineage: Eukaryota; Fungi; Ascomycota; Eurotiomycetes; Eurotiales; Aspergillaceae
Product: Hsp70 family protein
Exons: 6
Molecular function (GO): ATP-dependent protein folding chaperone; ATP binding
Source: RefSeq, a predicted model, not a curated record
GAUUGCAAAACCUUACUCCACCAUCAUGGCACCUGGGAAACCAUGUCUUCAUCAGCCAGAGAUAUUGUUGUCGCGGUUGAUUUCGGGACCACCUUUUCCGGGGUUGCUUGGGCACAAGUGGGCAACCCAGAUAGAAUUCAUCAUAUCAAACAAUGGCCAUACAGCAACACUAAUUCGAUAGAUGGGGCAACAAGUGAAAAGGUACCUUCAGAACUCGCGUACACUUAUGACAAUAAUGUCACUGCUCCAAUCUGUGGGUUCCAAAUUCCAGAGAAUAUGCCACGUCUGCAAUUCAUGAAGCUUACCUUGGACAAGGAUGGAAAACAUCACCUCGAUUCUACUCUUUCAGCCAACCAUCGAGAUAGGCGUCGUAUGGAUUACCCACAUCACGCGACCCCUGAGAGUGCCUUGGUGGAUUACCUGAGUGCUCUUAAAAGGCACAUCGACAAAGUCCUCAAAAUCCAGAUUGGAGAUGGUUUUACAGACAUGACCUUUGCAUACGUGAUCACUGUGCCUGCAAUCUGGUCUGAAAAAGCCAAAUUUCAAACACUUGAAUGUGCAGAAAAAGCUGGCUUUGGUAAAGCAUCGGAAAUUCAAAUAAUAUCCGAGCCCGAAGCUGCUGCUGUCCACGCUAUGACGGUAAGUAACCCACACUCCCUGAAGGUCAAUGACACUAUCGUCAUUUGUGAUGCAGGAGGUGGGACCGUAGACUGUAUUACGUUCACAAUCGUUGAGCUCCAGCCCCGACUUCGCCUCUGGGAGUCUGCAAGAGGUAGUGGAAGACUGUGUGGUGGCGCUUACCUCAAUUAUCUAUUCGAAGAAUUUGUCCUCGGGCGAAUAGGUGAUUGCGAAGGCUGGGGGGAUGAUACCCUGGAGCCCGCGAUGUUGUUAUUCGAAAUGGUGGUCAAGAGAAAGUUCAAUGGCAACCCGAAGGAAACAUUUGCAUUUUCAGUGCCAGGCAUUCCAGACAACGAGGAUCUGAGUGUUCGUCGAGGCCGCCUUCAUGUCACAGGUCAAGAAAUAGUGGACUUGUCGACCCCCGUUCUACGAGAGACUCGCGAACUUGUGGAGCAUCAAAUAAGAGUCUCCAAAAAUCGCGUCAAAUCUAUCUUCCUAGUCGCGCCUUCUGUCUCCAUUGAGUCUCGAAUGGCUCGAAAGAACUAUGGGUUAAUCAUGUCUUUUCGCUAUGACCCUUUCAUCCACAAAGUCAAGAAAGGGUACUGGUGCGACUUCUGGGGCCAUUACCGCAUUAACGUAAUGAGCUGGUUCAUCAACAAGGGUGACGAUAUCAAAGACUCUGAGCCGACUAUUACCGACUGGCGGCGUCAUGCCCUUAGAAGUCACGGAGAGGCUGACUCAAUCCGUCUUCAGCUCUACGAGCUGGAUACCGCUGAAGGCGAGGAGGCACCAUUGUAUUUUAAUCGCAAUAUCAAAACACACGCCAUUCUCCACCCGGCACUUGACCGAAUCGAUAAAGCGAGUAUCCCAACUGUACGCGGUCACGAUAGAGAAAGAUACUACGAGGUUAAUUUCCAGAUAGAGGCAACUUAUUACUCGGCCCAUUGCGAAUAUUCACUUUGGUUCAGGGGCAAGAACCAUGGCAGUGUGAGGGUUGACUAUGUCUAA